Molecule: messenger RNA, 2575 nt
Organism: Panicum virgatum (switchgrass)
Lineage: Eukaryota; Viridiplantae; Streptophyta; Magnoliopsida; Poales; Poaceae
Exons: 6
Coding region: 816-2387 (523 amino acids)
Source: RefSeq, a predicted model, not a curated record
CCUGUCCCCGCCAUUGACUUAUAGCUUGAUCGAGGUCUCUCCCACUCCCCCGUCUCUCCGAGUGAUGGACCGAAUCGAGCAUACGUAGCUUCUUGAUUAUUUCACGAGCUCGUACUAUUGACAUGACGACCUGGUCGUUGGGCUACACGAACCUCGCUCAUCACUAGCUAGUUCUACGCACUCCCUCCUUAAAGCUGAGCCUCAGUUCCAUCUGAUGAAGCUUCUCAGUCAGAGAGAGAGAGAGAGAGAGAGAGAGAGAGAGAGAGAGAGAGAGAGAGAGAGAGAGAGAGAGAGAGAGAGAUUGAUUUUGGUACGUACGGUGCCGGGCUUGGAUCUUCUCUUCUUGUUGAUUUCAUCAGUCGUCUCAUCAGCAAUCAGUACGGUCUGUGCAGAAAACAAAACACAAGGUGAUCAAGCAGGUCUAUCGUGUCAAAAAAGAUGGACGAUUGAAUAAAAAUUCAAAUUUGACACAAGUUCGGUUGGGGGCAAGACAAGACAAAAAAGACCGAUGAUAAGCCAACCGGUCUGACUGGUUUGACCGGUACGCCGACUGGUCUGACUGGUACUCUGACCGGUCUGACUGGUGCAUCCAUUGAAUCUGAGAAUUUCUCCAAGAGCAAGAUAAGGCCGAGUUUUAUGGAACUUUUGGCCACACAUGAGAAGCAAAGAGCUACUCAGAAGAAGAAGAAACAGAGAGAACGACCAAUCGAAGCUAAGGAUAAGAAGACAUCAUCAAGAUCUUGCGAGCAAUGAGAUCCUCGUUCAUCUCAAGUGAACACGGAGCCAAAACAGGGAACAAAGAAACAUAGCGUGGAAUGUCACCAGAAGUGGAGAUGGAGCCAUCCCAUAAAGUAGAUAUCUAUGGGGAUUCACCGAAUACAAGUGGAAAGAAUAGCAGUAACAAGGAGAAGGACAGGCUACCUAUUGAAACAGACAAGCUAAAGAACCGUAUCCGAGCUUUCACUGGAUCUUUCACGGUUAUGAUUUCCCCUGUUCUCCUUGGCAUCGUGCUGAAGAAAGUUAACUUAUCUGGUGCUGGGAAGUAUCAGGGGAUACAAAGUCUUGAAGUCUUUAUUGAUUUUGUUCAAGAAUGGUUUCCCCACCUCGCAGCUGCUACUUUACAAGUUGGUAUACUGCCUUUCCUGUGCGUUAUGAUGUCAGAACCAUGCGCCAGCUACAUCGCCCCAAGGCUGCUUGCUGCGUCCAAGGUGCUGGUGUUCGUCUCCAACAUUUUGCUCAUGGUCCUUGGCUGUGGGAUUCUACUUCUCAUCCAUAAGGAAGCCUGGUUAGUACUUUCAUUAUGCUCCAUCAUGGCGGUCAGUGUUAUUGUCAUUCACAUCAUCAGUUGGUGUUGCUGCGCCAAUAAUGUUGGAGGCACCGAAGAUGACGAGGAGUACCACAAUAAACUGGAGCACUUGCUUGAGUUGGCAGCUGGUGUAACUGUCAUGAUGUUCUUGGUGCUAGAAGUAGUGGCAUUGGAAGGUUUACUUAGAAACAAUCAGGGACAAGCCGGGCUCCUGAUGCCUCAGCCUCUUCUUUCCCCCGCACCAUCGGAGGGUCCAACAGCCAAAGGACAGCAGCAGGAGACUUUCCUUGGUGGUACCUUGCUCAUCAGUUUCAUCUUCAGCACGGUUGGCGCAUUUCUCAUGAAUGUCUGGACGACCCCCCAUGUUUGCAGCAACAAUGAUGUCUUUUUUUUGAAAGACCUGGACAUUGCUGGCAACAAAAAUGUGGUCUCGACCACCAAGUUCGUGAGGAGUUUGAGCAUCAUUCUUCAGGCCCUGCCAAUCACCGCCGUGGUGAUCCUGAUCACACUGGAUGUGCUUCCGCACAAAUGGAAACCUGCAGUAUGGCUGCCAGUAUUCCCUCCAUUGAUUGUACUUCUGGUGUUGCUAGCACGUGACCAUUCCCCUAGUGGAGACAGUACCCAACCGAAGCUGAAGGAGAAGGGGCAAGCAGCAGGAGGACGAGAAGGCGGCCCGGUUGCAGCAGCAGGAGAAGCGCCAGGAAUAGGCAGCUCCUCGUCCAAUUCAGGAGAAGCACAGCAACAAAAGGAACCUCAAGAUCAUAAGAAAUCGAAGGAGCCUGACCUUCCUGAAGAUCAAAAGCCGGCCCCGCUGGAAUUGACCAAGCUUGCAUUUACGGGCUUCUUGGCUGUGGCAAUGCCGAGCGUUAAAAAUGCUUCUGUCGGCAUCCCCUCGAUAUUUUUUGUGUUAUUUACUGCAACCACCAUUCUCUUGGGCCUCUUGUGGAGGCUCCUGACGCACGAGGCCAGACCAUCCGAAGCUGUGCUCAAAGCUGCCAAUCAUGCUUCCUUCUUUGCCCAUACGUUCAUAUCCUUCGCGGGGGUUGCAUUUUGGGUGAUGGCUGUUAGUGCCAACAAGUGAUGUGAAGUCUUUACAGUUUAACAUUUUAUUUAAUGAUCUGUACUGAACAGCCAUGUAAGCAUGCAACUUUAUUUGAGGAACAGUCAUGUCAGCAGCUUGAGGAACAAUAUAAUAAUCAUGUAAGCAGAAAGGUGGAAUUACAUGCCCAAGAGUGGAAACAUCGACGUUAAUUAUUUGUAUUUUCCAUA